Molecule: messenger RNA, 1145 nt
Organism: Pseudomassariella vexata
Lineage: Eukaryota; Fungi; Ascomycota; Sordariomycetes; Amphisphaeriales; Pseudomassariaceae
Exons: 1
Coding region: 261-863 (200 amino acids)
Source: RefSeq, a predicted model, not a curated record
CCACAAACUGCGCUCAAAAUAUUUCACGUUCGAAGAAACCAACUUGCGUCUGACCUGCAUCUGAAGCAGCAUGGGUCAGCCCCACCUCUCCGAACUCGACGUCGGGCACCAGACACGCUCGCGGCGUCUUGACCGAAACCUAACGAGAGUGGUUCUGGAGAGACGAGAUUGGUUCCUUGGAGCUCGUUUAAAUCUUGAUAAGCCGUCAAACGGCGGCGGCGGCGGCGGCGGGCAUUUGGGCGGGCUCGCAGCGAGAGCAGAUGCACGCUGCAGAUCGAUCUCAUCACACGUCAACCAGGCCCCUCCAACAGCGGCUCGUCAUGAGCCGUCUCGCCCAACCGCCGAGGCACUUGGAUCUGCUAGAUCGAUCUGUUUGGUUAUUGGGCAUAUUGUGUUUGCGGGGCACCACCCCCUCUAGUUUCGAGCCUGGUGACUGGUUCGCCAGAUCAUCCAGAUUUUCCCUCCACGAUCUAUCGUGGAUGCAUCAUGCGUUUCCGAGUUUCAAGGUAGUACUGAACCCGUACAGAUAUAGCUCGCAGGAUCGCUGCUCCGUUGUGCGCCACCACCUGCACCAAAGACUGACGCCAGGCCGUAUUUUGUCGACAAAAAAAUACGUCUGUUGUCGCCUACGCACUAGUCUGUUUGGGUGGAGUUUCCUCCCAGCAUCUGCAAUUUCGUAUAGCCACGACUUGUCGGAGUUGAAGGGGCAGCGGAGUGCACGUGGUCUUUGCGAAGGGGGUAUCCUUGAUCAUGUUCUUUUCCAUGUUCUUUUCCAUGUAUUAAACGCCAAACUAGCUGGAUGUGGGCGGCAUGGUCCUUUUUUUAGAGGUCUCGGCCCUGCUGUGCUCACGUCAACUUUCUGACGAGCAUUCGCCUCGCGGUUACGAGGUUCUACAAAGUGUCGUUGUGAGACUCGAACAGGCAAAUCCCAUGCGGAGAGUUCACAGCUGGGGCGGGGAUUGGCUAUCUCAAUCGCUGGUUGUCUGGCUGAGUGCGGCUGCUGUGACAGGCAGCAAUCCAUGUUGUGCCCUUCAAAUAUGCCGUAGAUGUGAUAAGAGCGACCAUCUGUGUUAUCGUCUUCCUAGAAUUACUCCGUAGAAGCUUGGCAGUUGGUCCGGGGAGCCCGGCUAGCACGUCAGGGACCG